Penicilliopsis zonata CBS 506.65 is the source of this 1008-nucleotide messenger RNA. RefSeq lists its product as hypothetical. The transcript is spliced from 2 exons. The record is from RefSeq and is a predicted model, not a curated record. The coding region runs from base 1 to 1008 and encodes 335 amino acids. NCBI's taxonomy places the organism in Eukaryota, Fungi, Ascomycota, Eurotiomycetes, Eurotiales, Aspergillaceae.
AUGGCUGAAUAUGGACAUCCAGUACAUGCGGGCUUCCUGAAGCAACAGCCCUCCGACCUCGACGACUCGUCAUUCUUGCCCCUGUGGGCGCGCAGCAAGGUCCGAUACGCACAGAACUUGCUCGCGUGCUCAGACGAGCCCAUCGAGUACGAUCACGACGACGAAGACUACCGGGACAACUGCUUCUUCUUCCCCGAAGACUGCUCCUGGUCGCCGCCGCGGGGGUGGCUCGCCCAUGAGAAUCUAUCCCUGGAAGAUCUAACGGACUCUUCCGACGAAGACGACACCAUGGCGCCUAGUCUACCCGAUAUCAAGAUGCUAGACUCGGAGGCGCUAGGCGACCUCCUAGAGGAUAAUCUUUCGCCGCCAGAAAUCACUUCCAUCAUUGUCUUUGCAACCAACGGUGCCAUUUUUGCAUACGCCUCUUCACUUCCAGCCCGACAACUACGCAACCUAAGUGCCACGUACGGUGCGGCAUACACCUGCUACGCCAAGAACGUGUCGAGCGGCAACCUGACGGGGGUCGACCCGACCAGCCACCCAUCGUCAUACGUGACGGCACAGUCAGUCUCUCUCGGGGACGUCGGGUCGAUCGUGUUCGAACUGGAGGGCCAGGUUGCCGUUGUCACCCGGCUUGCCGACAAGGUCCUCCUCGCUGCCGUGGGGCCGUGUAAACUCCCCGAUGCCUCGAUAGAUGAUCCUGCCGGUCCUCGCCUGGAAACAGACGCAUCGUCGCCAGCCUCGUCCGCCGAGGGCAAUCACCAGGUCAACGGAAACGGAACGACGACGAUGACGACGACGACGACCUCCACGCCGAGCACGACCACCCACGACACGCUCCUGCAGACACAGUACGAAAUAGACCGUAGCACAGACCUCGCGCGGCUGGCGAGCCUGAACCUAUCCGCCUCGCCGGCCAUCCUGCUCGCUCUCGAGUCCAAGUCUGCCGCCCUGGGGCGGUUUCUUGGUCAGAAACUGGCGGAUCUCGAGAGCCCCGAGGACUUUUAG